This is a messenger RNA of Symsagittifera roscoffensis, 846 nucleotides long. RefSeq lists its product as uncharacterized. The transcript has 6 exons. Lineage: Eukaryota; Metazoa; Xenacoelomorpha; Acoela; Convolutidae. The coding region runs from base 1 to 846 and encodes 281 amino acids. The record is from RefSeq and is a predicted model, not a curated record.
AUGCCUAAUCAACAUAUGAGCAACUCGGUGUCGACCAUCCAGGCCUCUAACCCAGCUGCUAUCCUUGAGGGCUUCCGAAGAAAUCCCUCGUGUGCCGGUAUCAGCUGGGUUAUCACCACAGAGUACAUGAUUCCAUUGAUCAAUGGUGGUGGACUCCAAGAUUUCACCAGUGCGGUUUUCAACAAACACAGGAAGUUUGUUGCAAGAGUUAAGCCACUGGAGAACGGUGGUAGAAUCAGUCCACAUGAAUACAUUGCUUACUUUGAAAACAUUGAUCACAAGUCUUCCACUACUACUUCUGUGACCAUAAGUGUCGACUACUGGCGACUAGAUGGCAGUUACAAUGGAUCGAACACCCUCAUGCUCCGACGGAAUGGAAUCAUCCUCUCAACCGCGACGUGGACUAACUCACCCAACACGACGUAUUUCAACAAUUUCGAGGACACCGGAGGCUACUGGAACACAACUGGAGACGGACUGGAACCUGGAUACACUUAUGAAUACACGGUGGAGCUAGACGGAGUGUUAAAAAAAACUGAAAACUACUGCACAAAACCGAAUCCACCGUCCGAGGUCGGCUACUUCCCAGACGACGAAGACAAUGUUUACGUCUACUUCAUUCCAGAUCGCGAUUUCCCCGCUGAAGGACAAUGGCAAACAGAUGUACUUUCUUCAUACUCAGAGCUUUCUGCGUCGAAUCAAUAUGUGUCUGUGGGAGGUUCAAGCGUUGACGGAGGCACAGUCGACAUCGAAGUGAGAGCGAGGACUUCAAACUGCUCCGGAUAUUUUACCGGUUUGGAACGAAGUUCAGUGACAACACUCACCGCUUAUACAGGUAAAAGAUAA